Staurois parvus is the source of this 370-nucleotide messenger RNA. NCBI's taxonomy places the organism in Eukaryota, Metazoa, Chordata, Amphibia, Anura, Ranidae. The record is from the annotation of a GenBank genome assembly.
CACUGCGCAUGCGCGGCUCAGGGAGUGCGCAGUGAUCGCCGGAUCACGGAAAGAGCCGAAGUUGUCGGCUUGGUCAUGUGGUCAGCUGUGUCCAAUCACAGCUGAUCACAUGGGACAUGUACACUGAUCAUCAGGGCACUGAUGAUCAGUGUGCUCUGAUGAUCAGUGUGGCCCCAGAAGUGCCACCUGCCAGUGCCAGUGCCCAUCAGUGCCAGUGCCCAUCAGUGCCACAUCAAUGCUACAUAUCAGUGCAUACCAGUGCACAUCAAUGCCACAUAUCAGUGCCCAUCUGAGCUGCCUUUCAAUGUCAGUCAGUGCCAGUCAGUGUCGCCUAUCAGUGCAGUGCCAGUCAGUGCGGCCUAACAGUGCC